Panthera uncia (snow leopard) is the source of this 5938-nucleotide messenger RNA. RefSeq names its product AE binding protein 2 (gene AEBP2). Gene Ontology annotation, biological process: regulation of transcription by RNA polymerase II. The record is from RefSeq and is a predicted model, not a curated record. Lineage: Eukaryota; Metazoa; Chordata; Mammalia; Carnivora; Felidae. The coding region runs from base 198 to 1691 and encodes 497 amino acids. Gene Ontology annotation, cellular component: ESC/E(Z) complex. The transcript is spliced from 8 exons.
GCGUGAAUGCGCGCAGUCGCGCGCCUGUCCCCGCGCGGGCUCCGUAGCGCGUGUGUAGGCUGACGCAGCUCGCGGGCCCUCCUCCUGCUCUGCAGCGGCGUCGGCGGAGUUUUGGGCGUUUGGGAGGGGGCGAGGGAGCUAGAGUCGGGAGAGGGAGGCGGCGGCGGCGGGGAGGAGGAGGAGGAGCAGGCGCCGCCAUGGCCGCCGCUAUCACCGACAUGGCCGACCUGGAGGAGCUCUCUCGCCUGAGCCCUCUGCCCCCCGGCAGCCCUGGCCCGGCGGCGCGGGGCCGGGCUGAGCCCCCCGAGGAGGAGGAGGAAGAAGAGGAGGAGGAAGAGGAGGCCGAGGCCGAGGCGGUGGCUGUGCUGCUGUUGAACGGCGGCGGCGGCGGUGGGGGCGGCGGCGGUGGCGGCGGAGUGGGGGGCGGCGAGGCGGAGACGAUGUCGGAGCCGAGCCCCGAGAGCGCCAGCCAGGCCGGGGAGGACGAGGACGAAGAAGAGGACGAGGAGGAGGAGGACGAGAGCAGCAGCAGCGGCGGGGGCGAGGAGGAGAGUAGCGCUGAGAGCCUGGUGGGCAGCAGCGGCGGGAGCAGCAGCGACGAGACGCGCUCGCUCAGCCCCGGCGCCGCCAGCAGCAGCAGCGGGGAUGGGGACGGCAAGGAGGGCCUGGAGGAACCCAAGGGACCGCGGGGCAGCCAGGGCGGCGGCGGGGGCGGCAGCAGUAGCAGCAGCGUCGUCUCUAGUGGCGGCGAUGAGGGCUACGGGACCGGGGGUGGCGGAAGCAGCGCGACCUCCGGGGGCCGGCGAGGCAGCUUGGAGAUGUCGUCGGAUGGGGAACCCCUGAGCCGCAUGGACUCGGAGGACAGCAUAAGCAGUACUAUAAUGGAUGUAGACAGCACAAUUUCCAGUGGGCGUUCAACUCCAGCAAUGAUGAAUGGACAAGGAAGCACUACUUCUUCAAGCAAAAAUAUUGCCUAUAAUUGUUGUUGGGACCAGUGCCAGGCUUGCUUCAACUCUAGUCCAGAUCUGGCAGAUCACAUCCGUUCCAUACAUGUAGAUGGUCAGCGAGGAGGGGUAUUUGUUUGCUUAUGGAAAGGUUGUAAAGUAUAUAACACUCCAUCAACCAGUCAGAGUUGGUUACAGAGGCAUAUGCUGACACACAGUGGAGACAAACCUUUUAAGUGUGUUGUUGGUGGCUGCAAUGCCAGCUUUGCUUCUCAGGGAGGGCUAGCUCGCCAUGUACCCACACACUUCAGUCAGCAGAACUCCUCAAAAGUUUCUAGCCAGCCAAAGGCCAAAGAAGAAUCUCCUUCUAAAGCUGGAAUGAACAAAAGGAGAAAAUUAAAGAACAAAAGACGACGUUCAUUACCACGACCACAUGAUUUCUUCGAUGCACAAACACUGGAUGCGAUAAGACAUCGAGCCAUAUGCUUUAACCUCUCAGCUCAUAUAGAAAGUUUAGGGAAGGGACACAGUGUUGUUUUUCAUAGUACUGUAAUAGCUAAGAGAAAAGAGGAUUCUGGAAAGAUAAAACUUUUGCUUCAUUGGAUGCCUGAAGACAUUCUGCCUGACGUGUGGGUGAAUGAAAGUGAACGACAUCAAUUAAAAACUAAAGUAGUUCAUUUAUCAAAGCUACCCAAAGAUACUGCCUUGCUUUUGGAUCCAAACAUAUACAGUGUGCUGUGCUUAUGAAGGUAUAGGGGGGGAAGGAGAAGAGACCAACAUUUCUGACUAUGUGCUGAGUCACUUUGCUAGGUGCUUUACAUACACUUCAUCCUCACAGCAGCCUGUGAAGUAGGUGUUACUAUCUCUGUUUUACAGAUUGGAAAACUGAGGCAAGAGUUUAAAUAGCUUGCCUAAGGUUACACAGAUAGGGUAUGACUGAACUCCACACUGCCUCCAUCCAAAUGAUGUAUACUAGGGUGAUUCAGAAAGUGGGGAAAAUGCUUAAAAGGCACUCUUUAUGAGCAGAUUUUUAUGUUUUAAAAAUCAGUUUCAACUUGAUAUGUAUUUUGCAUAGGAAUAGGUUGAAUAAGAAUAAGAUAGCAUAUAAUAAUUGAUAAUCCCAAGUAUGAAUUUUAGCUGUCAUAAAGAGACUCUGUCCCUAUGUCAAAUCCUGUAGCAGUUAAACAUUCUGAAGGUUCUGUUUAUUCUAUGACUCAACUUCCUGGAAUGUAAUUCAGUUUAAUAGGAUUUCUAUAAUUUAAGAUCUCUUCUGAGGGAAAUUCUCACAUAGUGAAUGGGACUUGCCUUGUGGAAACCCCAAGAUUCUUAAGUUUUCCCUAUUCCCCCCAAAUUAUUAUUUUUUAAGUUUAUUUAUUUUGAUUGGAGGGGGAGGGCAGAGAGAGGAAGAGAGAAUCCCAAGCAGGCUCUGCAUUGUCACCAUAGAACCCAACUUGGAGUCGAUCCAACGACUGUGAGAUCAUGACCUGAGCUGAAAUGAAAAGUUUGAUGCUUCCGACUGAGCUACCCAGGCACUCCAACCCCGCAAAUUGUUUUAAAGAUCUUCUAGUGCAGAUGCUAAUAAUAAGUACAAUAAAAACUUGUUUUCUGUGUGAUGGAACUGUGUUAUUGAGAAAUUAACUAGCAUAAAAAACGGUGAAAUUACCUUAGAGGAGAGAUUGAGGGAAAUCCACUAUCAGAAAUACGGGCAAGUCAUGAUUUACCUUUUUCUUUUUGAGAAAAAUAAUUGAAUAUUCUUUAUUUACUGGUACUUAAUUUAGGGUUUAUUUCUGCUUACUCUUUGAAGGGAGUAAUUAAAAUUAGCAUUUUAAAAGAGUGAUAUUUGGGGAGAGCCACCCUGCUAUUAGAACUGGUUGUAAACAUCCCUUAGGCAGAGAGUUGACAAAGGGGCAUGAAUCUUAAUUAUAAGAUUCAGACUAACUUUUGUGUUUCUGCCCUGCAUUCUACUUCUCCCUCUCUGAGGCUCUUCCUUUUUCACAGACAGCUUAUUUUUGCUAUUUUGUGUAUAUAGGAAGCAAUUUAGAUAUUAGCGAAAGUAACUUAAAAAAAAAAAAAACCAUUUGGGUGCAGAACUAUUGUCCAAAAGAGCAUAGGAAUUGCAUUGUAUGUUCUGAAAAGUGUUAAGUCUGCAAUUCUAAAUUGAUGUCACUCUUGGGUAAUGAAGGUGUUCUUAAGACAUAUUAAAUGCAUCUGUAGAGUUAAUUUUCUUUAACUGUAUUACUGCCCCCUGCCCCGGUCUUAACAUUUAAUUUUGACUCUAAAUUUUCAUGAUUCUGCUAUUCCGGAAUUAGAAUGGAGUCUUUCCUAAAGUGGUACAGAUUAAUAGAACUGGCUACAUUUGCUGUGGUGUAACAUGUGAGUGAGGUCUGGAUUUUGAUUUGGAGAACUUGUGAAAUUAAGUAAAAAGAAUAAAGUGAUUAUUCAAACUUGUUUUAGGAGAAAUAUUUUGUGGCUUAUACACAUCUCAAAAUGAAAGCAUGACAAACCUAAAAAUAUAUUAACUUCAAAAUGAAACUAAAAAGAACAUAUUUAUUCAAGGUUUAAACAUCAGUUUUAAAGUCCUAGUUGGCUAACAUGCAUGUGUUAGGCAUGAUUUCUUUUUUAGAAUCACAUUAGCCUACAUAAAAAGGAUUUAUUAAAAAGCUAUAUUAUAUAACUGAAAUUUGCAUCCAUUAAUCUAUGAAUGCUUUGGAAAUAAAUUUUAAUGAUCAGUGAUUAUCACACUGCCUAUAUCUUAUUAAUGUUUUUAAUGUCUCUUUUGAAAUACUUAAUGUGUUUUUGAUUCAGUCCAAUAAAAGAAUAUUCCUUUUUCUCUCUUUCUAGAACAAUGCCGCAGAAGAGGUUGAAGAGGUAAAAAAUAAAUAAAUACAUAAAAAGCAAACAAGCGGGGACACCUGCAGUCUUAGUCACUGACAAUGGGUUUAGUAAAAGUUGCACAUUAGAGUCAUAACCCCCUUCCUUUUUUUUUUUUCUUAAAUCCGGUAUUUAGAAUAAUAUUUAUGCUUAGUGUAAACAUUCUGUGAAUGAAGUAGGCUCUUCUGUGGAAUAUAUUAAUAUAUUACUGUAUAUCCACAUUUUCAUGGAAUGGUACUGUGGGAGACUGAGCAAACACUCUUCUGGCAACUUAGUGGAACAGCUUCUUAAAGGCUUUGCAUGCUUGCUGCUUUAAGCUGCUUUUUUUUCCCCCUUUAGCAAUUACAGUAGUUUAUAUUGGAAAGAAAAACAAUUACAACAUGUGCCCUUAAAAUACCAAAAGCACUGUAAGGAUAUUUGUCUUGACAGUGUCUGUUGAGUUGAAGUCAUAUUAGGAAAUAUUUAGACAAUGAAAAUUAUCAAGAGAUAAUUAUGAUAAAUAGAUGUGAUUGGUUGCCAUUUGUGUUCUUUUGCAGAACUCUGAUAAGAAAAGUGUUCAAUUUGUAUUUAAGCAAACAGUGAACGACAUUUGCAAUCAACUAAAAAUUCGUCUAUCGAAUUAGGGCUGAAAAUUUCUGUUAAAGAGUGUUGCAGUAUGUCUGGUGGCUCCCUUUUCAGGACUAGGGUUUUCUCAUGGAGUACAGUAUGUUAAUAUUUACCUAUAUAACUAAUCUGUUAACGGUUUUUGAAAAACCUCUAUUUCAAAUUAUUUGAAUAAUCCUCAUAUUUUCAUUUUAACCUAUAUAAGCCUCUAAUUUUUUUCUGAGGAAAGCAUUUGGUUUAUGAGCUGUUUUAUCUUAACAUAAGAAAAAUUGUAUUUUUUUUUUUUUUUUUUUUUUAAGUAUCUUCAAACUGAAUCCUUUAUGCACCAAAGUUGGUUUUGAAAAGGAAAAUAAAAUCACUUUCUUGCUUGGUAAGCAAGAAGCCAUAUGGAUUUUUUUUAACUUACAGAAAUGGAAAUAUGUGUAACUUGUUAGUAUUGUAUCAAACAAAUGUUGCAUAGAGAUAAUAGAACAUUGCUUGUAAAUAAUUCAGCAGAUUUGUAAUAUAUUUUUAUAUUAUGAAAUGUACUGUAGAUGUUUUUCUAGAGGCAUGAAAGUUAAAUGUAUAUAUUAUGGGUAGAAAUAAUAUUGAAGGAUAUUGUAAUUCACUAGUGCUGCCAGAGGAAUUGUUAAUAAAGCACCUUCUUUAACAAUAAAUGUCUUUGCAGACUUAAGGGACUAUGUACUACUGUUAAUAUCUAUAAGAACAAAACACAUUGAACAUCCUUCCAGAAAGUCUUUGAGGGAGGACCUGUACCCAUAAUAGAAUUAUGGCACUCAUUUCUGACAGUGACCGUGAAAUCAAUUAUUUCCUUACUGUUGGAAGGACAUAUUGUAAAGUAUAUGUGGUUAUAUGCAGUCAAACUGCAGAAAAAUACUCCUGAUUGAGGAGUUUUCACUUUACUACAGUGAUAUAAAAACCAGCAGUUUUUACACUAAAUUUUUUAAAGAAAAGAAUAGACAAAAAUAUAGAAUUAAGCCUUUGGUUCCAAAAUGGGAAAGGUUCCAUGAUACAUAAAUCAUUUCUCAUUUACUUUAAAAAAAUUUUUAAAAUAAUAAAAAUUAUGGGAGACUUUAUUCGUUAACAGUGGGGUAAAGAGCUAUCUAUAUACAUGAAAUGAGUCAUAUAAAAUUAAAUGAAGUGCAAAUAAAAGCACUGCUACUAUAAGACAUUCUGGAAUGGUUGUUUAAUAAGGGUAUUAUCCAUUUGAUCUGUAGCAAAUGUGAUUUAUUUUUUAAAAAGAAAAGGAAAGCAGUGUGUUUUACUUUUUUUGUUUUCUUUUGCUUAAGCACUUCAUCAAUUGCUUUAUUCUGUAUCUACGAAGUAAUCUGCGAUCUCCUUUGUUCUUUUAAAAUUUUGAUUUGUUAUAAAAUUGCCAAAUAGAAGUGUUUCAGAUAUAUAGUUUGUACCUGUAUUUUUUAUUUUAUUGCCUCAUGUUCUUGUAAGUCAUUCUUAAUUGACCGAUGAUUGUAGACCUUGCCUGAGUAUUUUUUCUAAUAAAACAAAGCAAAUCACAUUUA